This is a messenger RNA of Polyodon spathula (Mississippi paddlefish), 2561 nucleotides long. RefSeq names its product proteoglycan 4-like. Lineage: Eukaryota; Metazoa; Chordata; Actinopteri; Acipenseriformes; Polyodontidae. Gene Ontology annotation, biological process: immune response. Gene Ontology annotation, molecular function: scavenger receptor activity; polysaccharide binding. The transcript is spliced from 15 exons. Bases 172 to 2490 code for a protein of 772 amino acids. The record is from RefSeq and is a predicted model, not a curated record.
GGAGAAAGUUUGUAUUCCCAGUCUGUACAUCAUCUGUGGUUUUAUUGUACAAGACUAUCUAAUUAGGAGGAUCCGCCCAUAAGUAAAACUGACAUUUUAAAAACCAAGGACCACUUGAGGAAACUCAAUGAGCUGAGAAGGGAUUUCUUCUAAAGUUGAAGCUUUUUAGCAAUGUCCUUUUCACCUUCACCUGGUUUUAUUGUUCUGCUAUUUUCCUGCAUCGUCAUUCUACCAGACUUCUCAUCUGCACAGGGGAGCUGCAGUGCACGAUGUGGAGAGGAUUACUACAGGGGCUAUGCAUGCCACUGCGACUACAACUGUCUGCUUCAUAAGGAAUGUUGCUCUGAUUAUGAGGGGCUUUGUACCACAGCAAACUCCUGUAAGGGGCGCUGUGGAGAAGUCUUUCAGCGAGGACGGAAGUGUGACUGUGAUGCUGGCUGCUCAGAAUUUAAUCAGUGCUGUCCCGAUUAUCAAAGCCACUGCUUAAAAGAAACUCCAAAAACAACUGUUGCUAAGCCCAUAAUUAUGCACACCACAACAGGAGCGAACAUCCCUGAAGUGCAAGCAACAAAGAAAUCAGCAGUAUACCUGUCUCCUUUAAUUCAGAAACUAGUUCCAACAACACAGUCAUCAGCUACCACAGCUUCCUCCAAGUUUCAAGCCAUUGAAACAACAGCAACUGAUUCCAACAGUGUGAAUGAAGAGAUGAUCCAAGAUCUGUCUGAAAGCCAGUUGAUCACCCUAUCCACUUUACCACCACCCAACCCAUCAACUUCCAGACCUGUAUUUACUACAAUGCAACGAGAAAACUUGUCGUAUCCUGAAUUUCAAAGGGAUGAUGAGACAGUCUUACUUGAAUUAACUGAAGCAAUGCCUUAUCAAGAAGAAUUCCUCAUAACUUUUAUGCCUUAUCAAGAAGAAUUCCUCCAAAGUCAUUCAUUUUCCACUGAGCCAUCAGCAUCUUCAAGUGUAUUUUCCACCAUUCAAUCAACCACAGAAGCAUCCACAAAGCCUGAAGAACAUGUAGACCAACUUGUGUUAGAAAGUGAAACCACAAAUCCUGUUGUUACUGGGCAAACUAAUACACCUGCUGCACCAGUAAACGAUCAGGAACCAGAGACCACAUCAGAAAGUGGGUUUGAACCCUCGAUGACAGAUGCACCUGCGACUGACACCCCCUCACCGCCUGAGGGAGAUGUUCCUUCAGCAAGCCCAACUCAGACCCCUGCAAGUACCAGCACUUUGAGUCUUACCACCACCGCACCUACAAACACUCAAAGUGACAUUUUCUUACCAGAGUUUAUGACUACAGUGUCAAACCUGGAAGAUUCAACCUCACUUCCUCAGUAUUCCACAGAGUCAUCAACUCCUUUAAUUGCCUUUUCCACCCCCCAGACCACCACAGUGGCGUCUGAAAAACCUGAACAACAGGCAAAACCGACAGCGCCCCAGGCUUCAGAAAUCAGUACCACAAGACCUGAUAUCUCUGUUCUAGCGAGCAUAUCUGCCACAGAUAAUGUGGAAGAAUUCAGCCCGACAGAGCUGCAGACCCCUGGAGGAGCACCAGCCACACCCCCAGGAGCAGAAAAUAUUCCAGAUCCUGCUGUACCUACAGAUACAGAAUCAGUGACCCCUACUAACGGAGCUCCUUCAUCAGCAAGCCCAACAACGUUCCUUGCAAUCAUGAGCACUCCAAGUUCCACCACCACAGUCCCGACCAGUGAUGUUUUGUUAGCAGAUGACAAUGAUGAUGCCAAUCUCUGCAGUGGCCGACCAGUAAAUGGGAUAACGACUCUACUAAAUGGGACAAUGUAUGUAUUUCGAGGACACUGGUUUUGGAUGCUCAGUUCCUAUGGGAUAGUGGCAGGAUAUCCUCGCAGGAUCACAGACGUUUGGGGCAUUCCCUCUCCCAUUGACUCAGUCUUCACACGCUGUAACUGCCAAGGAAAAACCUUCUUUUUCAAGGGCACCGAGUACUGGAGAUUUGAAAACGGGGGCAUGGACCCUGGCUACCCCAAAUUAAUUAGCAGUGGCUUUGGAGGGAUUAAAGGAAAAAUAACUGCUGCUCUUUCAAUUUCUUCAACCAGGAUAAGACCAGAAUCAGUUUACUUUUUUAAACAAGGUGGUUUAGUCCAAAAAUAUUCCUACACUCAAAACCCUCCACAAACCUGUAAGAAGAUGCAGACUCAGUACUCCAUCUACAGCAUUAGGAACCGGUUUGCACGUCAGCUUAGCAGUCAAAGCAAAAACACAGUUACUCUUGGCCAAGAAAUCAAUAUAAAAUUACAGUGGAGAGGAUUUCCCACAUCAGUCACUUCGGCUGUAUCAGUACCCAAUGCAAAGAAGAGAGAUGGAUAUGACUACUUUGUGUUUUCCAGGACUCAGUACUACAACAUUAAUAUUCUUGCUGAUCAACCGACUGUAAUCUACCCUUCACCUUCUUUACAAAGGCAACAGAGCACAGCAAAGGACUGGUUCAAGUGCCCAUAGCGAUACACCUGGGUAAUAACUUGGAAGCAGACAGACAUCGGACAACUAAUAGUCAACUUUUAUUAAUAAAA